CCUGUUUUGGUCACGUGAUCAUCUCCAAUGUAAACUAAGAUGGCGGAUUAGUGCGUUUUCUUGUCAACAUCAUGUAAAACUACUAUUUUAACACACAAGUAGGUCUUGAGAGUUUGACCAUGGAAUGACAACAUUUAAUUACACGCAAACACGGAGACACAAUCAACAUGGCGGAUAGAGGAGAAUCUGCUAGAUCCAGAUCAGAAUUUACAAACUCCAAACCCCUUCCACCUAUUGGUUCAAAAGAUGAUGAUGGUGACCGUUCAGAGUCCCAGGCCACAGAUCGCUCCAGAUCAGUCGCUGAUGAUGACACAAAUUCAAAUGGAAACGCGUUUGACCGGCCAGGAGAGGGCGCUGCACGACCGAGAAUUGUUCGAGCAUUCCGGCCAGAGAUGAUAAGUGACGAGGAAAUGGAGAACGAGAAAAGGUUGAGAUCUGUCUCCUUUGAAGAUCAAAGUCUUAGAACAUUCAAAAAGAAGACGUACGAUGGCCGUGAAAUCAUGUUUGCCACCCUAGACACACAGACGGAUUGGGAUUGGGUGGAAAAGGAAGAAAUGAUGGAGAUUACACAGCCAGCAGGCACAUCAACCCCGGAUGGGAAAGAUGGUGCGUCCCAGUCACCUAAGCCAAGUAGUAGCAAGUUAGACAUUGCUGAUGAGAAGGCGACUCCGGACAUUGCAGCCUACCAGAUGCCUUACAGUGAUGAGUAUGGGAUCCCGAUUCUAGACCUCAGUAGCGACACAGAUGAUAGCUCAGAUGAGGAAUCAGUGCACAGAAAGGUGAAGGAUGACCGCACAUUCAUGCCCAGUGUCGGUCCACCAAACAUUUUACAGUACCAACGCGAGUCUGAAAAACAUGACAUUCCGGUUGAGGAUCCAGAAGAGCGAUUGCUCCCUGAUGAUGUAGAUACGGAUGAUAUGGGAAUCCCUCACGGCAUGUUCUCCGGCAAGUGUGAAUUCUGCAGUAGACCGAUAAAACCCUUCCCGACCGUGGAGAAACAACUCAAGAUGCCGCCAGAAAGCCUUUACUGCUGUAAUGAUUACCGAGAGUUCGUUGAGUUUGUCACAAGCACGAACAGAGAUAUGGAGGACGAACAGAGCAAGAAGACGAAGCUUAUAGACAUUAAACCUCACGAGCAUGUUGGGUCUAAACAGGAUCGAAAUGCUGCCAAGGAGAAAGCUGUACAAAGGAUGCGGGAACGCGAGAUACAGCGCAGACAACAGGAGGCCAGUGGGAUGAAGCAGGACUUCUUUGCAUCGGCUGCAAGAAUCGAAGCCCCUCAGAGCGCCAUGUCUACAAUGAAUAUACCCAACGCUCCAUUUGGGACUGCUGCUACUGUCAGCACCGGUUCCCCGCAGCGAUUCCUGGAAAGUGCAAAUUUUGCACGUCAGAUGAAGACAAUCAACUACCAGCUGUCUUCUCAGAAAUGUCUCGAUGAGGGGUGGACUGUACGCGCCCCAUCGCCACUCUUUGACGACCUUGGUGAUGAUGUUUUCACUCCCGAGCCCCUCAAUCCUGACAUGAUAGCAGAUGGAAAGCCAAUUGAAAAUGCUCCAGCAUUUAGGCCUGAUUCAGAAUUCUACCGCCAGCGUUUACGGGAAAGACCGCUGAUAGAGAAAUUCUACGAGUCUGGACAGAAGUUCCUCACCAUGUUUCCGGAUGGCACUGGCAAUGUUUUCUACCCGUCUGGCAACCUGGCACUGCUGAUAUCCUCGGUGAAGCUUGGUCAGUACAACUACACAAUUCACCAUGACUUACCCAAAUCAGGAGUGGCCGCUGCAUUCGAACCUAAUGGAUUGGGCUAUUGUCACUUUCCUAAUGGAGCUAUCAGGCUGUACUUAGACCAGUAUGGAGGCCUGGAGCUCGACCACGAGGGUGCCAAGAAGAGAAAAUGGAGCUGGAAGGACCAGGUGACCCACGUUCAUGCCCCGCCCUUCCAGCCCAUAUGUAUCGGUCUGAAUCGGGAGAUGGGCGUACGCGUGAUGACUCAGGAUAAUAUCACUCUGACAUUUAGCUCCAACAAACGUAGCUGCAGGUUUAACAUGGGCGCACGACUUAAGCUUGUUGCCCCGGAGAAUGCUCCGUUAAAAGAGGUGGAUGAAGGGCAUAUCUUCCUUGAGGAAAAGAAGGCGCAUGUUGAGUCAAUCCUCAGCAAGGUAGAGAAUCUACUUAAGUUCCCAAACAAUCCCAAACUAGACAAGAUGUUACCUCCCCUGCACGUGACCUCGCGCCAGGUGAAGACGGAGCGACUCAAGCAAGACCGAGCCUUGUAUCUUGCACAGCAGUCGGAACGGGACAAGAAACAAAACUCUAUACCUGCUAACUGACAAUAGACAUGUUAGCUUUCUUUAAAGACUUUGUACAAAAUUAGAACCCAAAACAAACCACUUUACCUUUUAACUGACUUGUGUCGAGUUUACUCUAUUGAUUAAGAUUUUAACCACAUUAUAAAUUGUGAAUAAAUGGACUUGAUGAGACACAAAACCAUUGUGUCAUAGUUUACACUGUUAUAGAUAGUUUAGAGACUUUGUACAGAAUUUGGACAAACAAACUUGUACAUUUUUAUUUUGAUAUUAUGUUAUAUGUUUUGUUAAAGUUAUAAUGAAUUGUUAAUAAUAUUAUUGUUAUUAUAAAAGGGUGACAAUGUUUUAUUUUUUUCUUCGAUAUAUAAAGUCACUUCAAUAUGGAACUAUCUGGUGCUGUGAUAUGAUGUUGAUUCUCAGUUAUAUUUAAUCGUCAGUGUUGAACUUGGUUUGUUAUGCAGAAUUGUCGUAUUUAACCAGAUUUUAUCUUUGUUUUGUUCUGGCAAUAAUUUCUCAAAUCUUUACUUAAGCCAGUUAAGCUUAAGAAGUUUCGAGAAAUUGGGGCCUGUUCCAUGAAUAUAUCUUGUUAAUGUUUACUCCAAGACGUUAAUUAUUUUAAUUAUAAAGAUUUCAAGAAUGUAGGUUGGAUUCGUUUGACCUCACCCAUGUUCCCUCACAGCACUCCCAUGACAAUACCAUAUUAUAUGAUCAUAAUUUUAAAUUUAUUUGAAAAAUACAUGGAGGAUAAUGCAAUUUGUUUGAUGAAUAAUUUCUAGUUACAAUUUCAAAGUUUUAACAGUUUUAGCUCUUUUUUCUAUAGAAAAAAAAAGUUGAGACAUUGUCCAAGUUUUGGCGUCAUUUUUUGUGGUGUCAGCGUCCAAAUGCAAAAUAUAUAACCUCAGCCAUAACUCAUGAACCAUUCAAGAUAUUCAAAUGAAGCUUGAUACCGACUUGCACAAUAUGUACCUGUAUAGCAAGGCCAGUAACUCUGGCUUAAUAAUGGAUGAGUUGUGUCCCUUCUUGACUGACAAAACAACACCAACAGAAAAACAAACUUUGGCCUUUGCUUCGUGGCGCUCUUGUUUCAAUUUAUGUCAUAACUUUUCUUUAAAAUUAUACAAUGUUGCCAUGGAGUUUUAAAGUUGCUUAUAUUGGUACAUGUAAUCUUAUAUACUUAAAGUGCACAAUUUUUUUUUAUAUUCUUGAAAUGCAAUGAAUCAUUGCAACCAAUGAAUUAGACUAGUUCAUUGCCUAUAAAUCCUAUCUGCAUUAAGGAUAUUUCCAUUUUACUCAUGUAUGUAUCGUGUUUUUGACUAGUUCAAGAUUAUUAUAUAAAAAUAUUACUUUAGCCAAAGAGAAAAACUAAUGUUCUACGUUAAAGAAGUGUUACUUUUAUUAUUUUCUAUAGCAGUGUGAUAUGCUUUUACAAGUUAUAACGUGGUUGAACACAUUAUUAAUUUAAGAUUUAUUAUUGCAAUUUAUUUUAUAAGUAUGACUGCCAAAUACCUUGUAUUAAAAACUAGUGCUUUAAGGCCCUGUGCAUAAUUUCUGUGAUAUUUAAGUAGUAUUGUCAUUAUUUUUAUGAUUCUUUUUUAUAUGUAUAGUUUAUAAUGAACCUUAUUAUAUAUCAUUGCAUUUGUCUUUAAGAUAAAAAAUGCCAAGAACUGCUGAAAUGCUAUACUGCUGAGCAAUUAUUCAAUGUUGUACAUGUAUUUGACCUGUAGGUAAAGGUCUGGCCCCAGUUUCUCCAAACAUCUUUAGUCCCUUAUAACAGGAUUGAGCUCAUUUCAAUAUUUCUGUAAUGGUAUUAUUUGUAUAAUAUUCACAUUCUGAAUGUUUUUGGACUUUAAAAAGGAAAUUAUGUAAUCUAAUCACGAAAAGCUUUUUUUGUUUGGUAUCAUCAAGAUUUAGUAAGAAACUGGCUUUAGGAAAUAAGCUACUUAAACUUGUUAUGCUAAAAAAGUUUCUAGAAAUUGGGGCACGGUGGUAACGAUGUCCGCCUCUCAUCAAAUGGGUACGUUCUCAGGGACCCUAGUACCAGGUUCUCUCCAGGAAACAAACUCCAAUGUGGUUCAUACCAGCUGUCAGCUAAAAUAGAUAAAUAUAAACUUAAACUGAGAAAAAAACUUGCAUAUAUUUUCUUGAAUAACGUUUUUGCAAUGAUAAGACAUGACUUGGUGAUGGACAAUAGAAAUAGCCACUCAUAAACUGGUGUUGCACACUCGGUCUUAUAUAUUGACAUCUUAAACUUAUAGGCUAUGUGAUAUAGGGGCAUCAGAAUUAAUGACAUAACCUUUGCUUAUUUUAAUAAUUUGUUUAUUAAGACUUUACUUAGUUCUUAAAAAAAUAUUUUUUUACAACUUUUUGUCAUUUAAAUCUUUACUGAAAUUUAUUGUAUUUCUUCUAUUGAAUGUUCUUGUGUUUGUAUGGGAUAAAAUGAAUUCUAAAGGUUUUCUUGGGGGAGGCUUUUCAAACAGUUUAUUGCUAUACUGUUUUCAUUUGAGAUUUAUGUACAUGGUUUAACUCUUCAUACCCCUGGACAAUGUCUAUUGGAACUAAAGGAAGAGGUUAAGAUUUUCUGACAUUUUUCAGUUAAUUUAAUUUUAACAUCUUUAUUCAGAAUUUGGAUUUUAUUGAUGGUAUAUGAAGGUAUUUGUACUUGUAUUCAUUUAUAAUGUUUUAAAAUAGUAUUUUCAUGAUGCCUAGGGUCCUUAUUCAUGAACGUAUUGAGUCUGGUUUUGCCACUUAAUACUCAAUCUUCGUUUUAUUGUACAAGAAAAAUAAUGGCAAAACUGGCCAUGUAAAUAAAAUGUUUAACAAUUAUUAUUUAAACUUGAUAUCAAAAACACUUUGAAAUUAAAAAAAUCACAUUUCUAAGUUUCAAACUCAGGCGCAAGAUGUUAGUAAAUGUUAACCUUGUAAUCUUUUUUGGCAAUUUAUUGAUUUUUUUCUGUGUUAAUGUCGGGUAAAACUUUUGAAUUUGAAAUUGAAGUUCAAAAUGUUAAUAUUAUAUACUUGUACAGAAUAGAUAACUUAUUUCUGUUUAGAGGUCGGGGCUUAUUAAUAUGCUUAUUUACAAUUUAAUUGCUUUCACAGUAAUUAUAGUAAUUAUAAUGAUAUGCUAAUUUGUAAAUCCAUCAUUUAUUUGGCUAAGGAUUAAAUGCAAAAACAAUAACAUAUCCAGGUAGUACAAACGAAAUAUAUAUAAGACAUAAAUAUGAUGUUCUGUAUGAAUCUGUUCAGAUGGUUAAGUGAUUUGAUAGGUACAGUAUCUUAUUUGAACCAUAGUUUGCAUAAUUCUUUGUAUCUUUCAUUUAAAAUUAUUCCUUUACUAAUAAAAAAAGAUAGUGUCCACUGUAAGCUUGGAUAUCACAUAAUUAUGUAAUACCACCUCAUAGUUAUAUAAUGUUACCAGUGUAGUUAUUUCUUGACAUUAUUUAUAUCAUAGUUAAGUUAGUAUCAUUCUUACAAACAUUUUCUGUGGGAUAAAGAAUACCGGUAUGCAGUAGUAUGCAUGGGUUACAUUUUUGAGUAUAAGGGAGGUUAUGUUUUUGUACAUCGUCAGCCACCACGCUACAUUUUACUUCAUUAUGAUAUCGUACACAUACGUAGUAGUGUAUCAGGGGUUUCCAAUGAUGUUGAUUGUAAUGACUUGGCUCUAUCCUUUCCACUGUAAACACUUUGAGAAUGAUGAAAAUUGUCUUGUUUGGAGUCAUUUUCUAUUAAUAAAUUGAAAUGGAAAUAAAGACGUGGAAACUAUCUCUUUUUACUCAGUAUGUUGAAAAGGUUUUCACCGUUUACCUAUAAUUUGUUUGAUAAUGCAAAGUGUUAUUGACGUCUCUCUUACGUGCAUUUAUUUAAUAAAAUUGUUCUACUGUACCAUA
Molecule: messenger RNA, 6187 nt
Organism: Mya arenaria
Lineage: Eukaryota; Metazoa; Mollusca; Bivalvia; Myida; Myidae
Product: glutamate-rich protein 6-like
Exons: 21
Coding region: 168-2327 (719 amino acids)
Source: RefSeq, a predicted model, not a curated record